This is a messenger RNA of Bombina bombina (fire-bellied toad), 618 nucleotides long. It is a transcript of the gene GUCA1A, whose product is annotated as guanylate cyclase activator 1A. The record is from RefSeq and is a predicted model, not a curated record. Gene Ontology annotation, biological process: positive regulation of guanylate cyclase activity; visual perception. Lineage: Eukaryota; Metazoa; Chordata; Amphibia; Anura; Bombinatoridae. Bases 1 to 618 code for a protein of 205 amino acids. Gene Ontology annotation, molecular function: calcium sensitive guanylate cyclase activator activity; calcium ion binding. The transcript has 4 exons. Gene Ontology annotation, cellular component: cone photoreceptor outer segment; photoreceptor inner segment.
AUGGGGAAUAUGGAUGGAAAAGCAGUGGAGGAGUUAAGUUCCACAGAAAUCCACAGGUGGUACAAGAAGUUCAUGACAGAAUGUCCGUCUGGUCAACUAACUCAACAUGAAUUUAAACAAUUUUUUGGCUUAAAGAACCUGAGUCCUGCGUCAAACCAAUAUAUAGAACAAAUGUUUGAUACUUUUGAUUUUAACAAGGAUGGGUAUAUGGACUUUAUGGAAUAUGUUGCAGCACUAAGUUUAGUACUAAAAGGUAAAGUGGAACAGAAGCUGAGAUGGUACUUCAAGCUUUAUGACGUAGAUGGAAAUGGAUGCAUUGACAGAGGAGAACUGCUAAAUAUUAUUAAGGCUAUUAGAGCAAUAAACCGAUGCAAUGAUGAGAUGACCGCGGAAGAAUUCACAGAUAUGGUUUUUGACAAAAUUGACAUCAAUGGUGACGGUGAGCUAUCCCUAGAAGAAUUUAUGGAGGGUGUACAGAAAGAUGAACUUCUCUUGGAAGUACUAACCCGUAGCUUGGACCUCAAACACAUCGUCCACAUGAUCCAAAAUGAUGGGAAGAGGAUGGACAUCUCAGAAGUUCCCAGACAGGAAAUCCUCAGCGGAGCUCCCAACCCAUGA